Messenger RNA from Recurvomyces mirabilis, 1515 nucleotides. It is a transcript of the gene SMP3, whose product is annotated as alpha 1,2 mannosyltransferase. Gene Ontology annotation, cellular component: endoplasmic reticulum membrane. The record is from RefSeq and is a predicted model, not a curated record. The coding region runs from base 1 to 1515 and encodes 504 amino acids. The transcript has 2 exons. Gene Ontology annotation, molecular function: alpha-1,2-mannosyltransferase activity. Gene Ontology annotation, biological process: GPI anchor biosynthetic process. NCBI's taxonomy places the organism in Eukaryota, Fungi, Ascomycota, Dothideomycetes, Mycosphaerellales, Teratosphaeriaceae.
AUGUCGCGCAGACUAUAUCUCUUCCUCGUCCUGGUCAGGCUGUACUUCGCGCUGUCGCGCAGCUACAUCCACCCAGAUGAGCACUUCCAGGGUCCCGAGAUAAUUGCUGGUGAAAUCUUCGGCUGGCCUGUCUACAAGACCUGGGAGUUUACCUCCGAGCAUCCUAUCCGCAGCAUAUUUCCGUUACGCCUCAUCUACGCACCGUCUCUCAUCAUCUUCAAAUGGCUAUGUCAUGGUAUGGGCUACGAAGCUACGCCGAUGGCUGCCUUCUACGUGUUGAGGGGAUUCAUGUUCUUGUUAAGCUUCGUACUUGAGGACUGGGCCUUACAUGAAUUACUGCCAGAUAAGCAGGAACGUGCCAGUGCUUUGCUUCUGGUGGCCUCAUCAUACGUCACCUGGACAUUCCAGAUGCAUACUUUCUCCAACAGCAUCGAGACGAUUAUUGUGCUAUGGUGCUUAGUCCUUAUGCGCCGCAUGCAGCAUGAUCCGGAGCACACACAGGUCACACUGUGCAUCGCGCUGGCAUUCCUUGGAGUCCUGGGAGUCUUCAAUCGCAUCACAUUCCCAGCGUUCCUCGUUGUAGCAGGUGUUCAGCUUCUACCACACCUAUGGGCGAAGCCACUACGCAUACCAAUUCUACUAGGUGUAGCCGCAUCCACGACAGUCAUAGCUUUGGCUCUUGACACCGAGUACUAUCAUGGCCACCAGUUACGUUUCUGGCAAUUAUUCAGUACUGCAGUGUUCACACCAGUGAACAAUCUGACCUACAACCUGGAUCCAGCGAACCUCGCCCAGCACGGCAUUCAUCCAUACUGGCAGCACUUUGUUGCGAACCUUCCACAACUGUUGGGUCCACUCUUCCCACUGGUAUUUGCUCCAGGCCCCCGGAACACUCUAUUCUGGUCGGGCAUAUCCGGUACGGCACUGCUAUCCUGCUUCAAGCAUCAAGAACCACGUUUCCUACUCCCAGCAGUUCCGCUCCUCCUCUCAUCCAUCCAGCUACCGAAACGCUUUGCUAAGAUCUGGAUAGCCACAUGGAUCGGCUUUAAUGUACUAGCGGUCAUCAUAUUCGGUCGCUACCACCAAGCAGGCGUCGUACCAGUACAAGCAUGGCUGGCACAACAGGAGAAUGUAUCCGAAGUCUUCUGGUGGAAAACAUACAGCCCACCUCGCUGGAUUUCCGGAGAAGCAAACAACCACCUGAACACCACAGAUCUGAUGGGCAUGGACGGCGACGAGAUGUUCAAGCUCACCCAACACACAGCCGAGUGUCGUAGUCGGAAGCUCAACUUGCUGGUUGCGCCCUCGAGCGCGAGCUACCUGGAUCAGUAUAAGCAUCGUUCUGGCUUAGUAACUUACCCGGAGUCAGCGGUGCCAUUGGAUCUUCUGUAUCAUUAUUCGCGACAUAUCGGACUGGAUGAUCUGGAUUGGAGUGAGGAUGGCGUGUGGGGGACUUUGUAUAAAGUGAUCGGGAGGAGAGGGUUGGAUGUUUGGGAUGUUUCCUUGCGAUGUUAA